AUGGCUAAAUUAAUUCUAUGGGAUGAAGCUUCUAUGGCCAAGAAGGACACUAUUGAAGUAUUUGACAGGUUGCUCAGAAAUGUAAUGGAUUCUGAUCUGCCCUUUGGUGGCAAAAAUGCAACAAAAGAUCAACAGAUAGAAGCCAGUUUUGUCAACUCACCUUUGUGGAGUACUCUUUGGAAGUUAAUCUUAACUAAAAACAUGAGAGCUAUCUCUGAUAGCCACUUCUCUGAUUUCCUACUUAGGAUAGGCGAAGGCCGCGAACCAGAAGACGAGGAUGGAAAAAUAUCUCUAUCAAAGGAUAUAUCAAUCCCAUUUGAUAACAAAGUUGAUUCGGUUAGUGGAUUUUGUAUUUUCGGAUUUGAGCGCGUUUCAUCUGAUCCAUAUCAGAUCACAAACAGAUGUAUUCUUACUCCAAAGAAUACAUGUGUUGAUGAUAUAAAUGAGAUAAUGAUUGAUCGCUUUCCUGGACAACUUUUUGUGUAUAUGAGCACUGAUCAAACUAUUAAUGAGAGGGAUCAGUUUGACUAUGAAGACUUUUUAAACUCUUUGAAUCCCAAGGGUCUACCCCCUCAUAAAUUGGUGCUAAAAGAAGGUUGCCCUAUUAUUCUUCUUAGGAAUUUAAAUCCUGCAGAAGGCUUAUGCAAUGGAAUGCGGCUUAUAUGUAGACAGCUAAAGCAGCAUGCCAUUUGUACAGAAAUUGCAGUUGGUCAGCAUCAAGGAAAAAGGGUUCUUUUACCAAGGAUUCCUUUCCAAACAUCAGACAAUGAAAAGAAUGGGGUUCCUUUUAAGCGAACCCAGUUUCCCAUCAGACUUUGCUUUGCUAUGAUGAUUAACAAGUCACAGGGACAAACCUUGGAUCGUGUUGGAGUUUAUUUACGAGAACCUGUAUUCUCACACGGUUAG
Coffea arabica (coffee) is the source of this 906-nucleotide messenger RNA. RefSeq lists its product as uncharacterized. Gene Ontology annotation, molecular function: DNA helicase activity. NCBI's taxonomy places the organism in Eukaryota, Viridiplantae, Streptophyta, Magnoliopsida, Gentianales, Rubiaceae. The record is from RefSeq and is a predicted model, not a curated record. Gene Ontology annotation, biological process: telomere maintenance; DNA repair.